UUGGUGCCAUCUAGUGGUUUAAAUUGAAAGUUGCAAAUAUAUUAAAGGUGCUUCUGCUUUGACAUGGUUCCUGCUUGUCUGCCCUUUUUUUUAUCUACUCGAGAAGUGUUUGCCUUUUUGUUUUUCCAUCAUUUGGUCAGUAUGGCUUCAAUAAAGGAAAGAGCUGCCGCGUUGAACCUUGCAGAGAAACUGCGUGUGCGUCCUCAAGCUCGUGGAGUUGCCAGUAAACCAGUACAGUCUUCUACCCUGUGGAGUGGCCUGAUCUCGCACCUCAGGUCUUGUGUGACGGUGAAGCGUCGACGAGUACACCUCAAGUCCCACAGUGACUGUUUCCUCGGCUCAGAGGCUGUUGAUGUGGCGACAGAUUAUAUUAACCACGUCAAGGGCGUAGAGGGUGUCAGAGUGUCACGGGACGAAGUGGUGUGUGUGUGCCAGGCCCUAUUGGACUGUAACGUGUUUGAGGCAGUGGGAACCAAAGUGUUUGGAAAAGACAAGAAGCAGGAUGCCUUUCAGGACAGCAAGAGUGCUCUUUACAGAUUUGUAAAUGUGCACAUGCCUUCAGUUGAUGAGCUGGAGAGAUGUGUGCUUGUGAAUGGGAUCCAAAAACUCUUCUGCAGUGCUCAUUCAGACAGGCAGGAAGAGCAGACAUUUUCCACUGCGUCGCAUGUUCACAUGUCCAACCCUGUCAAAUUCACUCAGAUAUCCACAAAAGCAAACAUUCAGCUGGACACUCAUGUCACCGCCGGAUUGUCAUUAGAGGCUGUGGUCGACAAUCUGCAUCUGAGUCCCAGCAGAGUGCAUACUGACUCUGUUUUACCACAAUCAUUGGUUGAUGAGGUGUGGCAGGAACAGACUCUGAUCAGGCUGCUAAACCUGGUGGAGCUCCCCCUACUGGAAGGGGUACUUCAGUGCAGCCAGACUGCAUCGUCUCCUCUUCCAUCACACCUGCUGGCUCACCGCAACCCACACCUGAUCUACAACAGCAACCAGCUGGACAGAAAGAUCCUCAAGGCCUUCAGGGAGACACAGUUCUGGUAUUCCUCUUUAUAUCUCAGGGAGGAUGAAUGGCUUUGUGCAGCUCUGGCCUGCCUGGACUUCCUCUCUGACCAGCCAGUUGUGGAGCUGAGCAGGGAGCUGCCUCACUGUUUCCCUCAAGACCAGGAGAGCUGUGACCAAGUCCCAGCUGGUAGCAGCAUCAAAGAUGAAGGCUUCAAAAGUGAUGAGCCUCAUCUAUUCCAAAGUGGGUUGACCCAGUGUAAGCUGCUGGUGUAUAGGACCCUGGUGAAACACUACAGCCACAAAGACAAACCUCCACUGCUGCCACAGCACAUGGCUGACAUCUAUACAGCCAUCACUGACCUGCUGGUGAAUGCCAAGUUAGACAAGGCUCUUGAGGCUCUACAGCUGUGCUUGAAGUUGCUGCCACCCAGCUGCAGAGAUGAGCUGUACAGACUGCUUACAUUCAUGUCUCUGGCAGCUGAUCCACAAGGGAUAAAACUGGAUAAAGAGAUGGAAAACAGAUUAGCAGUGAAGAGGUCUUUCUCCAGAGCAGUCGUCUCUAGUAAGGCUCUUUCAAAGGAGAAAGAGGACCUGAUUGUGGUCUUCAUGCUCAGCAACAUAAAAGAAAUCUUCAAGAUACCAGGGGCUCUGCACAAAGGAGUGAGUGACAAGCUCGCCAACCUUGUACAGGGGAGGCAACCCAAUAUGACAGACUCUAUGUUAUGUCAGCAGGUUUCCAGCAGGAGUUACACUGACUCUACAAAGAGAACCACCAACCGGGAACUGUGGACUCUGCUAAACAGCAUCCACAUGGAUACAAAGAUCUCAGCCAAGGAGAGAAAGCGCCUACUUGGACAGUUUUACCAAGCCCACCCAGAGAUAUUUAACCAGUACUUUGGUGACUCUGCUGUUAGUGUGCUGUAGAUUUGUGAAGCCAGUUAUAUAGGCACUUAGCCUCUGUCUCUGAUAUCUUCUACAGUGAGUUUCACCAGUAGCUACAGAGGAGUUUUUGACUUUUCCAUUUUUGCUUAAUAGUUGGACAGUUAGACACAAGCUAACUGAUUCAAAAAAUUGUUUGUGACUGACAUUAAAUCUUAGAUAUACAUGGGAAAGAUACCUACAGCAUAAGAUUGCAAUUGUAUGUGUGUAUUUGUUUUAUUAUUGAAAAAAAUAAACAGUUGGUAUAUUC
Messenger RNA from Xiphias gladius (swordfish), 2188 nucleotides. RefSeq names its product DEP domain-containing protein 7-like. The transcript is spliced from 12 exons. Gene Ontology annotation, biological process: intracellular signal transduction. The record is from RefSeq and is a predicted model, not a curated record. Lineage: Eukaryota; Metazoa; Chordata; Actinopteri; Istiophoriformes; Xiphiidae. The coding region runs from base 64 to 1923 and encodes 619 amino acids.